AUGGUAUUUGGUAGCAUAAACAACUGGAGAAACGCAAAGGUAUUCAAGCCAGCAUUCAACAACAUCUUGCCUGGUUUCAAGCCAGCCGUCGUUCUCUUUACUGCAUAUUGUGUCAUUGAAGGUUUAGCUGAUGUCAUCUCACCAAGCAAAGAUGCUCAUCACUAA
Messenger RNA from Cavenderia fasciculata, 165 nucleotides. RefSeq lists its product as uncharacterized. NCBI's taxonomy places the organism in Eukaryota, Evosea, Eumycetozoa, Acytosteliales, Cavenderiaceae. Gene Ontology annotation, biological process: electron transport chain. Gene Ontology annotation, cellular component: mitochondrion. The coding region runs from base 1 to 165 and encodes 54 amino acids. The transcript has a single exon. The record is from RefSeq and is a predicted model, not a curated record.